CCUUAAAUAGAGUUAGUAACCCCUAACCCCACACACAUUCAUUCAUUUCAUUUCACACAACACAAACGCUCCUUCAUCAACCAAAAUGGAUCGGAUCAAAGGUCCAUGGAGCCCCGAAGAAGACGAAUCCUUAACAAAACUCGUUGAUCGUUACGGUCCUCGUAACUGGUCACUCAUCAGCCGUGCUAUUCCUGGUCGGAGUGGUAAAUCUUGCAGGCUGAGAUGGUGUAAUCAGCUUUCUCCACAAGUUGAGCAUCGUGCUUUUUCUCCUGAAGAAGAUAACAUCAUUAUCAGAGCCCAUGCUCAGUUCGGUAACAAAUGGGCUACUAUUGCCCGUUUGUUAUCGGGCCGAACCGAUAACGCUAUCAAAAACCACUGGAACUCUACGCUGAAACGGAAGUGCUCGUCUUUCAUCGGUUCCGAUGAUCGCGAUUUCAAUCCUCAGCCGCUUAAACGCUCUGCUUCCGUCGGUGCUCCGGGGAGUCCUUCUGGUUCUGAUUUAAGUGAUUCUGGUGUUCAACAAACUGUUUUUCGUCCUGUUCCGAUUCGUUUGCCUGUGGAAACUACAUCGGAGCCGGAGCCAGUAACGGUACCGGAGGCGGUUGAGGAGGAUGACGGUCCUUUAACUUCGCUGUCGCUUUCUCUACCAGGUGUGGAUGCUGCUGCGGCGGUGCUGGUUAGUCCUGCUCCGAUAACCGCUGUAACUGCCGUAACGGUUUCAGAAGAAGCUGGAAUUGGAGCGUUAAAUUUGAGUGGUGAAUUUAUGGCGGUUAUGCAAGAGAUGAUAAAGAAUGAAGUGAGGAGUUAUAUGGAAGAGAGAAAUGGAAUGUGUUUUCAAGGAGUUGAUAGGCUUAGAAAUGUUUCUGCUAAGCCAAUUGGGAUUAACAGGGUUGAUGGGUGAUUAGAAUUUUAAUUAGGCUGUUUUAAGUUGUUAAUUAACGGAAAAUGAAGAAGAAGAAGUAAAAGAGAAAAUCUUUUUUUCCUUUUUUCUUUUUUGUUAAGGAAAUAAUUUUGGCAAUGUACAGGGAACAGAGUUUGUUGGGGGAAAUGGAAGUUUAUUUACUUAGCAAUGGCAAAUCUGUAAUUUCUCUCUUGUUUGGUUGGAAAAAAUCAUGAGGGAUUACAUGGAAAAAAUGAGAAUAUCCUAAAAAAAAAUUCUUAUUUAAGUUUAAUUCAUCUUCUAUUUUAAUCUGUACAAGUACAA
Molecule: messenger RNA, 1204 nt
Organism: Medicago truncatula (barrel medic)
Lineage: Eukaryota; Viridiplantae; Streptophyta; Magnoliopsida; Fabales; Fabaceae
Product: transcription factor MYB44
Exons: 1
Coding region: 86-901 (271 amino acids)
Biological process (GO): regulation of DNA-templated transcription
Cellular component (GO): nucleus
Molecular function (GO): RNA polymerase II cis-regulatory region sequence-specific DNA binding; DNA-binding transcription factor activity, RNA polymerase II-specific
Source: RefSeq, a predicted model, not a curated record